AUGCCUGAUCGGGAAGUGCCUGGAAGCGGUUUCUUGCCUCUGCAGUUUCCUUCGGCUUUCGCUGCGUUCCACGCGACAGCUGCGCAGGCGCCGCCGGGCACCAUGCACCACGCGACGCAUUACCAUCAUCAUGCUCAUCUUAGCAUCAAUGGGGGCUUUGUGAAGAGAACUGGUGUAAAUCAGUGCUGGGAAGUCUACUAA
Pieris macdunnoughi is the source of this 201-nucleotide messenger RNA. The record is from the annotation of a GenBank genome assembly. Lineage: Eukaryota; Metazoa; Arthropoda; Insecta; Lepidoptera; Pieridae.